UUUCUUUACACAAACAUGCUUCCUUAUGACCUCGAAUCCUAUGGAACAGCAAACCUCCAUGAUGUACUUUCCAAGUUGACUGUUGCUGAACAAAUUUCUCUACUUGCUGGCCCAGACUGGUGGACAACGACGCCUAUCCCGCGCGUUGGAAUACCCCAUAUUAAAUGUUCAGACGGUCCAAAUGGUGUGAGGGGCAGUUCACAUUUUUUGCCCACUCCAUCCCAGUGUAUUCCAUGCGCAACGGCCCUUGGAGCGACCUUUGACAUCAGUCUAAUAAACGAAGUGGGAGGCUUAUUGGCGCGCGAAUGUAAAGCUAAGGGAAGUAGUCUUCUCUUAGCGCCUACAUGUAACAUACAACGAAAUCCGCUGAACGGAAGAGCUUUCGAGAGUUUCAGCGAAGACCCAUUUCUCUCUGGAAUGAUUACUGCUAACUACAUACUUGGCCUUCAAAAUAACGGCGUCGGUGCUGUCAUCAAGCAUUUUGUGUGCAACGACAUGGAACAUGAGCGACUUUCUGUCGACAUUCGUGUGGGAGAGCGAGCUCUACGCGAAAUAUACCUCAUGCCUUUCAUGCUGGCUCAGAAGAUGGCCAAACCAUGGGCCGUCAUGACGUCCUAUAGUCGCGUCAAUGGGAUUCAUUGUUCAGAGAACCGCCGACUACUACAAACUAUUCUCCGUGAGGAGUGGGGUUUUAAUGGCAUGGUAAUGAGUGACUGGAGUGGUACCUAUUCUACUUCAGAAGCUGUCGCCGCUGGACUUGAUCUCGAAAUGCCUGGGCCGACGCGUUGGAGGGGGGAUCUCAUCAAUCAUCUCAUUCAUGCUGGUAAAAUAUCUUUCAACACCUUAUCCUCGCGAGUCUACGCCAUCCUUCAAAUCGUUCAGCGUGCUGUACUUGCAGACCCAUCAAUCGUUAAGAACAAUAUGCUCCCCGAGCGUCAGCUCGAUUCUCCUGAUGACAUUAUCCUCAACAGGAGAGUGGCUGGGGAGAGUAUAGUUCUACUCAAAAAUGAUCUUGGAGUCUUGCCUCUUGAUAUGAAUAAAAUAAGGAAGCUCGCGGUCAUUGGACCAAAUGCUAAGACGAGGACCGUCAGUGGUGGUGGCUCAGCAUUUUUGCUCAGUAGCUAUAUCGUGACACCCCUUGAGGGAAUCGAGGCGGCCCUUGGGGGAACAGAUAUCGAUGUCGUAUAUUCACCAGGAUGCUAUGCACAUCGAUACCUCCCUAUGCUUGACGGAUGGAUCAAGACCGCCGAUGGCACAGAUGGCUGGACGGCGACAUUCUACAAUUCCGACCCUGACACUGGGGCUUCUCCGCUUUCAACGUACACUCUCCUCUCAACACGCCUCCGUAUUAAUGAUGAGAAACCUGAAGGUUUAGCAGAGCAUUUCUACAUAUUACUCUGUGGAUAUAUUACCGCACACGAGAGUGGUCCCUUCGAACUGGGCAUAUCGCUGGUUGGACGAGCGACCAUGAGCCUCGAUGGGAAGUUGAUCGUGGAUAAUGGCAUGAACCGUCCACAGACUCCCGGCGAUAGUUUCUAUGGACUAGGAACUAUUGAAGAGACUGCCACUGCGGACCUCGUUAAAGGACAAACAUACGAGAUAUUCGUAAAAUACACCAAUACGCCACUUCCUGUCUCCUCCGACCAAAGGGAAAUGAAACAGCCUCCUCUCAUGAUGGCUGCACUUCGUGUCUCUGGUGCACCCAAAAUCGACCCUGCCACAGCUCUUGAUGAUGCUGUCUCUCUCGCCUGCGAUGCUGAUGCUGUGGUAUGUGUUAUUGGAACCAAUAUGGACUGGGAGGCCGAGGCAAGCGAUCGAAAAGGGUUGGAUCUUCCCGGACUCACGGAUGAACUCUUGCGACGCUUACUCAUCGCGAAUCAGAGUACGGUUGUGGUCAACCAAUCGGGUUCUGCAGUGGCGUUCCCUUGGGUGGACAAGGCAAGCACCAUGGUACAGGCAUGGUUUGCCGGAAACGAAUGUGGAAAUGCCCUCGCGGAUGUUAUCUUUGGAAAAGUCAAUCCCGCUGGCCGGUUACCCCUCACGUUUCCCAAGUGCAUCGAGGACUGUACAGCGCAUCUCAAUUGGGGUGCUGAGAGUGGAAGAGUGACAUAUGGUGAAGGUAUCUUUGUCGGAUACCGUGGAUAUGAAGAAACUAAGCGGGAACCGAUGUUCUAUUUCGGUCAUGGACUGAGCUACACCACAUUUGAAUGGUCCCCGCUUGAAGUUAAGCUUACCGGUGCUUUGACUGAAAUCCACGCCACGGCUAAACUCACUAUCACGAACACGGGGUCGCUACCGGGAUCAGAUGUCGUUCAGUUAUACGUUAUCGAUAAAGAAUGCUCUUACCGACGUCCCAAGCGCGAACUCAAAGGGUUUGCCAAAACUGAGAUACUCGCUCCAGGGCAGUCAUUAGAAGUGGAGAUCACUUUGGACAAGUCAGCGUUCUCAUUCUAUAAUGAUGCGCUGAUGGCUUGGGUGGUGGAGAAGGGGUUGUUCCAGAUAUGUGCCUCUAGAAGUGCGAAUGCUGUGGACGUGAUGAGUGUUGCGGAGGUACUGGUUGACGAAGACCUCAUUUGGAGUGGUAUUUAAAGGACAGAAAGUGAUCCACUAUGUGUAUGCUUAGCAAAUGACCGUGCUGUAUAAUUCUACCUACCUACUGAGAUAGGAUCAAACGUGAC
This is a messenger RNA of Guyanagaster necrorhizus, 2678 nucleotides long. RefSeq names its product beta-glucosidase. The record is from RefSeq and is a predicted model, not a curated record. Gene Ontology annotation, molecular function: beta-glucosidase activity. The transcript has 16 exons. Lineage: Eukaryota; Fungi; Basidiomycota; Agaricomycetes; Agaricales; Physalacriaceae. Gene Ontology annotation, biological process: glucan catabolic process. Bases 16 to 2589 code for a protein of 857 amino acids.